Molecule: messenger RNA, 2680 nt
Organism: Electrophorus electricus (electric eel)
Lineage: Eukaryota; Metazoa; Chordata; Actinopteri; Gymnotiformes; Gymnotidae
Source: RefSeq, a predicted model, not a curated record
CGCGUCUGCUAAUAUCACCGCGACCCUCAAGUCCCCGCGCAAUUCUCCACACUGGGUUGGCUGCUUCGAGGCAUAAGGAUGCGAGCGGGGAUCUAGUUUCAGUGUGUUUUCCAGUCUGCAACAGAUUAUUACCUUUCACGAGUACAAAAACGGAUUUAGUCUCUGCAAGCAAGAUUUGAGGUCCCUCUUCUGCACACGGAAUAUGAUGCAGAAAUCCUUAUUUCUUUUGGAAAUACUAUCAAACACAGCUGCUCAUCAAUGAACUCGGCUCCAUAAAGAAUACAAGAAAACAAAACAGUGAGUUUAAGUGAAGGAGAUCAAAGAGCACUUUUUUGAUAUGGCAGCAGUAGAGCCUAGCACGGAGCAUGUCCAAGUGGACACUGUGGAGACCAAAGCUGAGGAAGAUCCUGCAAAUGCAGAGACAGCUCCAGCUCCAACUGAGGAAACACACCCUACCACGGAGGCACCCCAGAGCACGGAGCAGUCAGCAGACAGCAAAGGCAAGCCAGCCUCUGAGAAAAUCUGGGAUUCUUUUCUCAGUAAAAGUGGGCUUGGAAAGGUAAUGGGAGGGAAAAAGAAAAAGGAACCUAGUACAGUAGCUGAGGCUGCUACUGAGGAAGAACAGGAUAAAGCCUUGGUCACAAACCAGAAUGAGCAUGAAGAGGCAGCAGAUCCUAAAGACCAGCCAUCUAGACCAUCAGCAGAGGCAGGUGAAGCUGUGACUGAUGGUCAAGCUACUGAAAAAGUACCAGACAAUGAAGAGGGCAUCCAAGAGCAGAAGAUGCCUGGUGUCAAGCCAAAGCAUGGAGAGAAGUCCAGUGUACGUGAUUUCAUUCGCAAGCCUGUUGCCAGAAUUUUCUCCCACAGGAGCACAGAUAAAAAAGAUGGGGAGCUACAAAAGGUUCGAUCAAAAUCUCUCGACAGACUAGCGGAUGCCGAGACCAGUGCAGUUGUUGUGGACCAAACUGAUGACCCGAAAGCACCUGAAGAGCCAGACAAGUCAACUGCCCAAGCAAAACACAUGAAACGCUGGCAUUCUUUUAAAAAGCUUAUGGCACAGAAGGGCCACAAGAAGAGUGCUGAUGACUCCAAGGAUGUGGAAGGAGCAGACAGUGCCAAUGCAGACGGAGCAGGAGACACUGGUACACUGGACUCCACUAUAAAGUUAGAACACAGUGGACAAAAAAGGUGGAAACUGAAGAGGUCGUGGACAUUUCAAGGAGUGAAGAGAGAUCCAUCUAUUGUUGGAAUCCACAAACCAAAGGAAAAAGACUCUUCAGAUAGUCUCAAAGAUGAAAAUGAAGCAGAGGGAGAGAAGGGGCCCACACAAGAAUCUGAAGAGUCAAAAGGGCCAGGUGAAGGUGAAACUCAGGAGAAGACCAAUGCAGAGGAAGAGGAAGAGAAUGGGGCAGCUGCAGCAGCACAUGCGAAAUCUGUGGACCACCAUGCAAAUGAGAUCUGGACCUCCUUUAAAAAACGAGUAAUUCCCAAGUCAAAGAAAGCAGCAGACCCCAGUGGAGGAGAGGAGGAACCAACAGUUGAACAAGAACAGACUGAUGAACCACAGGCGGGUAAAGACUCAGGCAAGCCUGCCAAGUCAAAAAGGACACAUUUCAACCGUGCUGUGUCACUAAAGAAUUUCAUACUGCGCAAAGGAAAGAGUCCUAGCAUGGAUAUGGGGGAGAGCUCAGCAGUACCAAAAGAGGGAGAGGGGGAGGCUAAAGAAAUGGAUGCCCCUACAGACACAGCUGUGACAACUGACCUCCCACAGGGUGGUUCAGAGGACCAGGCUGCCACACAGAGCGGGAGCAACAACGGAGCUCAGGUGGCAGACGAGCACAAGAGCUCUGAUGGAGAGGAGAAGUCCCUCCCGAGCAUACCAUCUGGUCAGCAGUCAGACACGCCUCACUUAUCAUCGGAGGGAGAAGGCCAGACAGAGCCGACAGUGGUGGAAGCCAAGACCAAUGGAGAGAAUAAAUGUUCAGAUGCUGCAUCCAAGGACACCACAGAACACAAUCAUGAGCCCCAUGCCCAGAACGACGAUAGGAAGGAAGAAGAGACAAACAAGGAGAAUGUCGACUCGAGUGACAAAACCUGUUCAAAGGAUGGGAAGAUCCUGAGUCAAGAUGGAAAAUGCAGCACUGGCAAUGCAGUUGCCCAAAGCGAAUAAAAGGCGGGAAACGUGACGCCACACAAAGAGGAUUAGAUCUGCAUGGGAUUCAUUCAGCGAGGAGCUUUGUUCCCCCCCCCUCCCCUCCCCUCCCCUCCCCAAAAAAAGGAGUAAUCACACGUUUACAUCAUGAUUCACCAUGGUGAGAAAUGCAAUCCAUAUAGUUUAAAAGAAAAAUACUCUAAAGCAAUAAUUCAGCACAUUCUUGCUACCAUUCCAUUACUGUAAAUGUUUGCUUGUCUUCUAGUGAGGGUUUAUAUUGUCAAAAAUUACAUUCCUUUGAACUGUUAAUCUCAGCGAUCACGUUUUGUGAUCAUAAAGACUGUUAGUUUUAUAUUAAUUGCCAUUGUUUGUAGUUUUCUUUUCCCUAGAUAUAUCAAUGUGAUACAUACACAUAAGAUAACUCCAGAUUGCCCCAAGUCAUGGAUUCAAUACAGAAUGUGCUCUAAUCUCUGUGUUUAUGUUUUUAGACUGUUAUCUUGUGUACAUGAAUAAACCACCAUUAAAUCA